AUGGCAGAUGAUGGCACACUUAACUGUAGCAAAUGGUUCCAUACGACCGAUGCUGUUCCACAUUUCUUUGACUUCAGAUUUCACACUCUGGAGGAGCUUCCCGUGACCAUCGGCCGCCUGCAGAACCUGCUGGUUCUAAACCUGUGUAACAACCGUCUGACAAGCCUCCCCAGCGAGCUCGGCCUGCUGGCAAAGCUUCGCACGCUCUACCUGGGUCUCAACCAGCUGGAGGCGCUGCCCGCCUCCAUCGGUGAGCUGAAGGAGCUUCGCUACAUCGGUCUCUCUGACAACCGACUCACCCGCGUCCCAAACUGCCUGUCGAGGCUGAACAACCUGGAGAAGGUCAGCCUGGACAGGAAUCCCAUCGUCACCGAGCAGACACCCAGCCAGGACUCAGUCAUGACAACAGAGAGUAUUUUCGUGGUCACAGAAAGGUUUCUGUGUGAGGACUGCCAGAAGAAGUGCCUAACUGACAACAAGGCUGAGAUGUAG
Molecule: messenger RNA, 492 nt
Organism: Stegastes partitus (bicolor damselfish)
Lineage: Eukaryota; Metazoa; Chordata; Actinopteri; Pomacentridae
Product: leucine-rich repeat-containing protein 18-like
Exons: 2
Coding region: 1-492 (163 amino acids)
Cellular component (GO): cytoplasm
Molecular function (GO): protein binding
Source: RefSeq, a predicted model, not a curated record